Messenger RNA from Impatiens glandulifera, 709 nucleotides. RefSeq names its product actin-depolymerizing factor 1-like. NCBI's taxonomy places the organism in Eukaryota, Viridiplantae, Streptophyta, Magnoliopsida, Ericales, Balsaminaceae. Gene Ontology annotation, biological process: actin filament depolymerization. The record is from RefSeq and is a predicted model, not a curated record. Gene Ontology annotation, cellular component: cytoplasm; actin cytoskeleton. Bases 78 to 497 code for a protein of 139 amino acids. Gene Ontology annotation, molecular function: actin filament binding. The transcript is spliced from 3 exons.
UGCAAAUCCAUUCACAUUCUCGGACCCUAGAUUUUCUCCUCAUCAAUCUUUCUCUCUCCACUUCAAGCUAAGCAAAAAUGGCUAAUGCAGCAUCUGGGAUGGCGGUGCACGAUGAAUGUAAGUUGAAGUUUAUGGAGCUGAAGACAAAACGAACACACAGAUAUAUAGUUUACAAGAUAGAGGAGAAGCAAAAGCAAGUAAUUGUGGAGAAAGUAGGCGAUCCUUCACAAGGUUAUGAUGACUUCACCGCCAGUCUCCCUGAAAACGAGUGUCGCUAUGCUGUGUUUGAUUUUGAUUUCAUGACUCCUGAGAAUGUCCCAAAGAGCAGGAUCUUCUUCAUUGCUUGGUCACCUGAUACUUCAAGGGUUAGAAACAAGAUGAUCUACGCUAGUUCGAAGGACAGGUUUAAGAGAGAGCUAGAUGGAAUUCAAAUAGAAUUGCAAGCGACAGAUCCAACUGAGAUGGGACUUGAUGUUAUUACUAGCCGUGUCAGUUAAUGAGGCGGAAUGUCGAACUUUUGUCGAGGUCAGGUGUUAUUACCAGAGUUGUUAUCUUUAAAUUUGGCUACUUCAUUUUUUUACAAAGAUUCAUUGAUUCCUCUUUUUGUUGUUUUGGAAUGUGAAAAUGGUCUGGCUUAAUCCUUUUGCUUGUUUUAACUACUGGUUUUGCUCAUGAAAAGAAAUGUAGAAGGAAGUGCAAUUUGUUAUUA